Molecule: messenger RNA, 654 nt
Organism: Oppiella nova
Lineage: Eukaryota; Metazoa; Arthropoda; Arachnida; Sarcoptiformes; Oppiidae
Source: the annotation of a GenBank genome assembly
AACACUUAUAUGUCUUAUUCAAACAAAUUCGCAUCAAUGGUCUGUUCUCUAGGAUUUAAGACAUUAUUAGUCAACUACAGGGGAUCGUUAGGUGUGGACGAGGAGUACGUGUCGUCUCUCAUCGGACACGUCGGCGAUCGGGACGUCAAAGAUGUCAUACAAUGCGUGCAAUACCUUUGCGAUAGAGGACUCGUCGACUCCCAUCGACUCGUGCUUUACGGCGCCUCUCACGGAGGGUUUCUCGUGACACACCUGUCCGGUCAGUACCCGCACUGGAACUUCAAAGUCUGUGUGUCAGAGAAUCCAGUCAUAGACUUGUCAACCAAUCCCGACGGCACAGACAUCCCUGACUGGUGUUAUGUGGAGGCGUUCGGCACAUCCCUGUCCUAUAAAAGCGAUGCAGUCUUAGAGCCCAUGAGCGCCAAAGUCAUGUCCGAGCGCUCGCCCAUCCAUUGGGCGCCUAACGUAAAGGUGCCGACGCUUAUGGUGUUAGGCAAACGGGACCGUCGGGUGCCCUCCACUCAGGGACUCAAAUACUACCGCUUAUUGAAGGCCAGGGGUGUGAAGACCCGGUGCUAUGUCUACGACGACGGCCACUGUCUGGCGGAUGUCACACAGCUGCCUCUGGAGAAGCAUUUGCAAACAGAAACCUAA